Oncorhynchus masou masou (cherry salmon) is the source of this 6809-nucleotide messenger RNA. RefSeq names its product protein phosphatase 1 regulatory subunit 12A-like. The coding region runs from base 108 to 3584 and encodes 1158 amino acids. Gene Ontology annotation, cellular component: Z disc; A band; cytoplasm. The transcript has 26 exons. NCBI's taxonomy places the organism in Eukaryota, Metazoa, Chordata, Actinopteri, Salmoniformes, Salmonidae. Gene Ontology annotation, biological process: signal transduction. The record is from RefSeq and is a predicted model, not a curated record. Gene Ontology annotation, molecular function: protein kinase binding; enzyme inhibitor activity; phosphatase regulator activity.
AGACGCUCUCUCAGGCCCCCCUUCCCACGCCCAGUGCGCUGUGGGAUAGUGGCACUAUAAAGUAUAUCCUCUCUCGGAGAAAGAUAAGAAGCCCGAGACAGGAGGGGAUGAAGAUGGCGGACGCCAAGCAAAAAAGGAAUGAACAGUUGAAACGGUGGUUAGGGUCGGAGACAGACAUCGAGCCUCCUAUUCUGAAAAAGAAGAAGGCGAAGGUGAAGUUCGACGAUGGCGCCGUGUUUUUGGCUGCCUGCUCAAGCGGCGAUACCGAGGAGGUGCUCCGAAUGAUUGACCGGGGUGCUGACAUCAACUACGCCAAUGUAGACGGUCUGACUGCCCUCCACCAGGCGUGCAUAGAUGACAACGUGGACAUGGUGACUUUCCUGGUGGAGCAUGGGGCUGCCAUCAACCAGCCCGACAAUGAGGGCUGGAUCCCCCUCCACGCCGCAGCCUCCUGUGGAUACAUGGACAUAGCAGAGUAUCUGAUUGCCCAGGGAGCCAGUGUGGGGGUGGUGAACAGUGAAGGGGAGACACCACUGGACAUCGCUGAGGAGGAGGCCAUGGAGGAGCUCCUGAAGAAUGAGAUCAACCGACAAGGCGUGGACAUCGAGGCGGCCAGGAAGGAGGAGGAGCGGAUCAUGCUGAGGGACGCCCGGCAGUGGCUCAACAGCGGAACCAUCAACGACGUCCGACACGCCAAGUCCGGGGGGACCGCACUCCACGUGGCCGCCGCCAAGGGAUACGCCGAGGUUUUAAAGCUUUUAAUCCAAGCAGGGUAUGAUGUAAAUAUUAAAGACUUUGACGGCUGGACCCCGCUCCACGCUGCUUCACAUUGGGGCAAAGAGGAGGCCUGCAAGAUACUGGUGGAGAACCUGUGUGACAUGGACCUUAUCAAUAAAGUGGGUCAGACAUCUUUUGAUGUUGCAGAUGAAGAUGUCCUUGGCUACUUAGAGGAAUUACAGAAGAAGCAGAAUCUGCUCAGUGAAAAGAAGGAUGUUAAGACGUCUCCCUUGAUAGAGACGACGACCACCGGGGACAACAAUCAAAAUCUAAAAUCCAUUAAGAGCAAAGAGACCCUCCUCCUGGAGCCCGAGAAGCCCGCCCUGCGCAUCGAGACCCUGGAACCGGAGAAGGUGGACGAGGAAGAGGAGGGCAAGAAGGACCAGGAGUCCAGCUGCUCCAGCGAGGAAGAAGAGGAGGAAGACUCUGAGUCUGAGACUGAAGCCGACAAGAGCAAGACGUCUGUCCCUGUGAGCAACAGUAACGGCACUGCUGUGGUGCCAACGCCGACCAGCGUUACGGUGUCUUCCACCUCCCCAACCAGCCCCACUAACCAGGUGACUCUCACCUCGCCUGUCAAGAAGGUGGCCCAGCAGGUGUCCCCUGCUGGUAAGGUCUCUCCUAAAGAUGUCUCUCCUAAAGAUGUCUCUCCUAAAGAUGUCUCUCCUAAAGAUGUCUCUCCUAAAGAUGUCUCCCCUAAAGAUAAACAGGAGGAUGACAAGACGAAGAAAUCGGACGAGUCCCCGGCGUCGUGGCGCCUGGGCCUGAGGAAGACUGGCAGCUACGGGGCGCUGGCGGAGAUCACGGCCACCAAGGAGGCCCAGAAGGAGAAGGACACGGCCGGGGUGAUGCGCUCGGCCUCUAGCCCCCGCCUCUCCUCCUCCCUGGAUAACAAGGACAAAGAGAAGGAAAAAGACAAAGGAACCAGACUUGCCUACGUUGCCCCCACCAUCCCCAGGAGACUGGCCAGUACAUCAGACAUUGACGAGAAGGAGAACAGGGACUCUGCUGCUAGUCUGGUACGUAGCGGCUCCUACACCAGGAGACGCUGGGACGAUGAGCUGAAGAACAGUGAAGGAAGCGCUUCCACCAACCGAACAACACCCAGCUAUCAGCGCAGCACGUCCCACACGCUAACGCUAGGGCGGAGCGGCAGCACGCGGGACGUGCCAGCCAAGUCCUCAUCCGCCUCCAGCUUGGACCCUAACACCUGUAACACUAAACCCUGGCAGUCACCCGCCUCCCACUACCAGUCUUACAGCAUUUACCGCAGUGGUUCCUUUGGCAGGAGGCAAGAAGACUUGGGUUCGACCACCUCUUCCUCCACUAGCACCACCACAACCACCUCGUCUGUUACCUCGCCCACCGGCUUCCGUGACCGCAGCCUGCUCUCCAGCCUGGGCUCCUCCACCCGCACCGGAUCCUCCAGCCUCACCAGCAGGUACUGGGCAGAGGAGAGUGCGGAGAGGGAAAAGGAGCGGGAGAAGGAGUCUGCAGCAGUCAUCCCUACGAUUAACACUGCUUCUACCACCACCACCACGUCCACUACUGGCACUAUCAUUGGCUCUGACGGCAGGGAGAGACGCAGGUCGUACCUCACCCCUGUCCGGGAUGAAGAGUCGGAGUCCCAGAGGAAAGCCCGCUCCAGACAGGCUAGACAGUCCAGACGGUCUACCCAGGGUGUGACUCUAACUGACCUCCAAGAGGCAGAGAAGACCAUCGGCAGGAGUCGCCCCAUACGGACCCGGGACGAGGAGAAGGAAGAGAAGGAGAAACAAGACAAGGAGAAGCAGGAGGAGAAGGAGACUGGUGAAACCAAGGAGGACGACUACCGGUCGAGGUACCGCAGCUUCGAAGAGACUUACCAGCGCUACCGUCCCUCCACCACCUCGGCCACCACCCUGAGCACGGCCUCCACCCCGUCCUCUACUUCCUCUAGCUCACUUAACAGGCCCAACAGCCUGACCGGCAUCACCUCCUCCUCCAGCUCCCUCAACAGGCCCAACAGCCUGUCCGGCAUCACCUCCUCUUAUAGCCGCUCCUCCAGGGACACUGAGAAAGAAUCAGACAAGAAGCAGCAGGAGGAGGAGAAGGAGGGAGAGGAUAAGUCCCAGCCCCGCUCCAUACGGGAUCGCCGGCGGCCCCGUGAGAAGAGACGCUCCACCGGGGUGUCUUUCUGGACCCAAGAUGGGAGUGAUGACAAUGACCCAGACCAGUCGGCGGACUCAGAGGAAGGCAGCAUCAAGGGUGAACCUCAGAGUGACCGACUGUCCAGGAAUGAGAGCAACACUUCCUCUUCCGACCGCUACGACCACUUGGGUAGCCGUGGCUACGGCGAGGGUCGCAGGUCAUUCUCAAGCAGGCUGGACCGAGACGAUAGCACUGACUACAAGAAGCUUUAUGAGCAGAUCCUAGCUGAGAAUGAGAAGCUGAAGUCCCAGUUACGUGACACAGACCUGCAGCUGAAUGACUUGAAGCUACAGCUGGAGAAGGCCACACAGAGGCAGGAGCGCUUUGCUGACCGGUCGCAGCUUGAGAUGGAGAAAAGGGAAAGAAGAGCUCUAGAAAGGAAGAUAUCUGAUAUGGAGGAGGAACUUAAGAACCUCCCAGAGGUAAAGCAGGUUCAGGCCCUGCGUCAGGUCAAGGAGCGGCUGCAGGCAGAGAACAGGGCACUGGCCCGCGUGGUUGUCAAGCUCUCCCAGUCAGCCUGCAGCCAGCUGCCCCCUCCGUGGACCUGUAGCCCUGCCCAACCGCUUCCCCUCACCCUCCCUUCUCAUGCUCCAUUUGUGCUCCGACCUCACCCAUAGACAGGCAGGUCGUCCACCCCCCCCGCCCAACUACAAGGUUAUCUCCUCCCCCCUGAGACUGACUCCCCCUACCUCCCCAGACCUCUCUGGUUUUCAUAUUGGGCAGUGUGUUUUGACUGGGCACUUUCAUUUACACUACCUAUUAUAGUUCACAGUAAAGUUAAAUGUUAUUUUCAGUCAGGUAAGUAUCAAUUCAGGUGGUAAUUUGCAUAUAAGCAUAUACACUGCUCAAAAAAAUAAAGGGAACAACCAAAAUAACACAUCCUAGAUCUGAAUGAAAUAUUCUUAUUAAAUACUUUUUUCUUUACAUAGUUGAAUGUGCUGACAACAAAAUCACACAAAAAUGAUCAAUGGAAAUCAAAUUUAUCAACCCAUGGAGGUCUGGAUUUGGAGUAACACUCAAAAUUAAAGUGGAAAACCACACUACAGGCGGAUCCAACUUUGAUGCAAUGUCCUUAAAACAAGUCAAAAUGAGGCUCAGUAGUGUGUGUGUGGCCUCCACGUGCCUGUAUGACCUCCCUACAACGCCUGGGCAUGCUCCUGAUGAGGUGGCGGAUGGUCUCCUGAUGGAUCUCCUCCCAGACCUGGACUAAAGCAUCUGCCAACUCCUGGACAGUCUGUGGUGCAACGUGGCGUUGGUGGAUGGCGCGAGACAUGAUGUCCCAGAUGUGCUCAAUUGGAUUCAGGUCUGGGGAACGGGCGGGCCAGUCCAUAGCAUCAAUGCCCUCCUCUUGCAGGAACUGCUGACACACUCCAGCCACAUGAGGUCUAGCAUUGUCUUGCAUUAGGAGGAACCCAGGGCCAACCGCAUCUCGGUACCUAAUGGCAGUCAGGCUACCUCUGGCGAGCACAUGGAGGGCUGUGCGGUCCCCCCAAAGAAAUGCCACCCCACACCAUGACUGACCCACCGCCAAACCGGUCAUGUUGGAGGAUGUUGCAGGCAGCAGAACAUUCUCCACGGCGUCUCCAGACUCUGUCAUGUCUGUCACAUGUGCUCAGUGUGAACCUGCUUUCAUCUGUGAAGAGCACAGGGUGCCAGUGGCGAAUUUGCCAAUCUUGGUCUUCUCUGGCAAAUGCCAAACGUCCUGCACGGUGCUGGGCUGUAAGCGCAACCCCCACCUGUGGACGUUGGGCCCUCAUACCACCCUCAUGGAGUCUGUUUCUGACCGUUUGAGCAGACACAUGCACAUUUGUUUGUGGCCUGCUGGAGGUCAUUUUACAGGGCUCUGGCAGUGCUCCUCCUUGCACAAAGGCGGAGGUAGUGGUCCUGCUGCUGGGUUGUUGCCCUCCUACGGCCUCCUCCACGUCACCUGAUGUACUGGCCUGUCUCCUGGUAGCGUCUCCAUGCUCUGGACACUACGUUGACAGACACAGCAAAGCUUCUUGCCACAGCUCGCAUUGAUGUUCCAUCCUGGAUGAGCUGCACUACCUGAGCCACUUGUGUGGGUUGUAGACUCCGUCUCAUGCUACCACUGGAAUGAAAGCACUGCCAGCAUUCAAAAGUGACCAAAACAUCAGCCAGGAAGCAUAGGAACUGAGAAGUGGUCUGUGGUCACCACCUGUAGAACCAUUCCUUUAUUGGGGGUGUCUUGCUAAUUCCCUAUAAUUUCCACCUGUUGUCUAUUCCAUUUGCACAACAGCAUGUGAAAUAUAUUGUCAAUCAGUGUUGCUUCCUAAGUGGACAGUUUGAUUUCACAGAUGUGUGAUUGACUUGGAGUCAUAUUGUUAAGUGUUCCCUUUAUUUUUUUGAGCAGUGUACUUUGUUAGUGCAUCACCUGAAGUUUAAAUAUUGGACUACAUGAUCAAAUCUUCAUGCAGUUGAUUUUACUUUAUAAUUUGAUGUACUGUAAAGGAGAGUGCCCCAUUUAGUUCUUUUCCCCCCAGUGUGCAGUCUUGAAGUCUUAUCAAGGAGUGCCAUUGUUUCGUUCCGCUUGUUUCUGGCUUUGCAUGACGUGGCUUUCUUUUUGCGUCAAAUGGCGGACAUUUUUUUUAUGGAGGACGAACACAUUUCCUUUCCCCCUCAGUGUCUCUCUCCAGUCCUACCCCCAUUUCAGUUGACUCUUACAGAUGACAUCAACCCAGCUUUGAGACCAGGUCACCCCAAUACUGCAGGUUUACACUUGGUCUUAUUUAAUUUCCCAGUGACCUAGACAUAUUCAUUUGGCUCUUGCUCAUGAUUUCAAUUUCCAUUACAUGCCAUAAGAAGCUCAGGUUGGUUGAUUGUCAUCUGUAAUAAAAUGCCUUAUAGUUUUGCGGUGGACAGUUACGUUUUGCUCUUGAUCUCCCUGGAUGUUCAGUUGUUCCAAGAGUGACUGGGCAAUCUGCCAUGGUUGCUCUGCCCCAGGCAAUGCUGUACUGCAUGGCUUCAGGAAUCUGCUUAGCCCAGUAUGGUUUUAGUUGAUAUUGAGGGAAUUAUACCUGUAAGGGAUAAUCUUGUGACUGAUUGUGAUUAGUAAUAUUUUAAUUUGUCAAACAAACUGUGUUGUAUUUCUUAAUCCACAACUUUUGGGCAUCACACUGAUGAACAUUGUGUUGAUAAAUAGUUAAAGCAGUAGGAUAUCCCUUAUUCAGAUACCUAAUAAUGAGUGGCAUAGGGCUCUUACUAAGUCAUUUUAUUGUUUCACUUUCAGACUAAACUCCCAAACCGUGACCAAGAUGACAGGCAGUGGUGUAGUUAUGUUAGUGAAUAACGUAACUACUCUCAUUGUAUUAAGGCAGAUGUAGCAAUGCAAUUAUUUUCUAAUAACAGUUUGGAAAUUUGGUUCAGGGCAGAAAUGGGUAGUGGGUGGGUAUUGACUGUGAGAUGGUGUUAGCUUUACACGUUGUAAGUCUACCUCACCAAGACACAGGCAAAAAACAAACGAUUGCAAAGGCAUUAUUUGAUGCUGCAGCAGUUUGUUGCUCAUGCAUUUUUUGCCCCUGUAUGCUUCAAAUAAAGGAGCACUGUUUGUGCUGCCAGGAUUUGUGCAGGUUAUUUGAAGAGUGUUUUCCUGGGCGCCAGUGGAGCCGCCUCUCCUGUUCUGCAUGGCUAUUUCGCAGAGACUUCUGACCGGAGUGUGCUUGCUCCUUUCUCAGCUAAGAAAAUAAAUGACGGGGGGGGGAUGGUUGACUGUGGCUCGUCAAAGAUGCUGAUGACACACUCUGCAAUUAACAGUUUCUAUAACUGGGCUGGGUGAUUGGUCAACCUCAACGUGUCUCUAAGCCCGUUUCCCUCUCUUUGUUCUC